AUGCAAGUACACACCCUUUUGCACCCCUUCACAGCCGACCAGACAAACGUGAAACUACUGAAGAUAAAAAAUUCCGUCGCCAUAGAAGAGAUACAAGACCCGCGUCAAAUGGGACAAGGGGGAGACGGAGCGUCUGAUCGACGGGAUAAACGUAGGAGAGGAGUGGCCAGCGGGAUGAGCGGCGGGAUGGGCGGUGAAAUAAACGACGAAAUGGACGACGAAAUAAACGACGAAAUGAACGACGAAAUAAACGACUAA
This is a messenger RNA of Plasmodium cynomolgi strain B, 258 nucleotides long. Its product is annotated as telomeric repeat binding factor 1. The transcript has 2 exons. The coding region runs from base 1 to 258 and encodes 85 amino acids. Lineage: Eukaryota; Apicomplexa; Aconoidasida; Haemosporida; Plasmodiidae. The record is from RefSeq and is a predicted model, not a curated record.